Molecule: messenger RNA, 3223 nt
Organism: Jatropha curcas
Lineage: Eukaryota; Viridiplantae; Streptophyta; Magnoliopsida; Malpighiales; Euphorbiaceae
Source: RefSeq, a predicted model, not a curated record
AUGGCGACUCCUCGUGAUCACAUCGAGCAUCUUAGGAAGACGUGGUUCUCCAUCGGAGGACCAGAGAAUCCACUGGCUACCAUGCUUGACAAGGCUGUUAAAUACCUCUCUGAUGAACUCUAUACUAAGGAUGUCCACUAUUUUAUGGAACUCAUACAGAAUGCAGAGGACAAUGAGUAUCCGGAAAGGAUAGAUCCUUCGCUUGAGUUUGUCAUAACAUCGCGGGAUAUAACAGCCACGGGUGCUCCUGCAACAUUACUGAUAUUCAAUAAUGAGAAAGGAUUUUCUCCUAAAAAUAUAGAGUCUAUUUGCAAUGUUGGAAAUUCCACUAAACAAGGCCACAGGAAACGCGGUUAUAUCGGGGAGAAAGGUACUUAUUCAUUUAUUUCUCUUUUUGCUAUCAGUGCUCAACCUCAACAUUUCAAGGUUAAUGGGUAUCAGAUACGCUUCCAUGAAAAGCCUUGUCCAUACUGUGCAAUGGUAAUAGUUCCUGAAUGGUUAGAGGAGAGAACAUCUCUCUCUGAUAUAAAACAUUAUGGUUUGUCCCUCAUUCCUACUACAACAUAGUUCUUGCCUUUGAGCUUGCAGAUGAAAAGCUGUUGAAGCAGAACUCUCAACAUUCAUCCUGAAGUCCUGUUAUUCCUUUCGAUAAAGCGCCUUUCUGAGACCCAAUUUUGUGACAGAAGACAUAUUGAUGCUGAAAAGCUUACACAACAGGGCUCUAUUCGUCAGCAAGAAACUGGCGAUGCCUCCAAUGAAGAAUGCGCCUACUAUGGGAACAAGUGCUCCACCUGGGUUUAUGCGUUUCUUCCUACAGAAAUGGUUACCGAAUUUGCCCAUAUAAUUCAAAGAGUAGGAUCAGUGAAAACCAAUGAAUGGUAUUUGCUAAGUGUAUCCAGGGCUCUAAUUCAUAAUGGGAGUUCCGAAGGAAACUUAUUUGGAGUUUUUGCCUUCCUUGCUGGACCAAUUGGCAGUCCAAGUUCGCAUCCACUGAGGAAAUUUUUCAUACAGGGGGAAGAGCUAAAAACGUUGGAAGUCAUGUUUGAUUAUGAAGAAGCCUGUGAAUUGUGCGAAAACUGUCAGGGAAGGAAGAUGGCUUACAAACAGGGGCCGUUGCAAAGAUCUCCCGUUGGAUCUGUCCUGUAUGAUCAGACAUGGGAUGCAAGCAGCCUAAGUGACAUCCCUUCAAUCGCAUCAACAGCCCCGGGUUAUGAAUGUUUUUUGUUUGAUCCUGAAAAUGGGUGCCUUCUAGAGGUUUUUGGUGGUUUCCCAUUGAUUUUGGUUAAAACCCGCUUUGGUGAUUAUCGAUCUCCACCAAGGAUUGCGUUCUGUAUGAAGCUUGAGUGGGAGUCCAUCUCUCAAUUACUCCUCCUUCCCCAUAUGAUGGACAGCGUCAAUUGUUAGGAAAGGCCAUUCAUUGAAUAAAGAGAACUUGAAGAGCAUGGCGUUAUUGUUAAAUUUAAAGAUGGUUUUGGAGCUUUGGUUUCUGCUCUCAUUUUUCCCCGGAAUCCUAGCACCCAUAUCUCAAAUGUUGUUUCAUUGCUGGAAUGCAUUCAGAUACUAUUGCAACGGGGUGACCCCUUGCCAGAGGGCUUUUCUUGAAAAAAAGCUUUCUCAAAAAUGGUUAAAACCAUGCUGGUUACAGGAAACUUCCAGACGGAGUGCUGCUUGUUUUGAUUCGGGAAGGGGAUUUAUGUGAAGCGGACUGAUGGUCUUUUCAUUGAUGAAGAUUUUUAUGUUCCAACAAUCAACAUCAUGAACAAAAGAGAGCUCAGCGCCAUAGGAGUUGUCGUUGAUUGCAGAGAGGGCAUGCUCAUUGUCGCCAGUUACUUGGUUCCCAUUCUGAUUGCGACCACCAUAGCUGAAUCGACCACCAUAGUUCGAAUAUAUGAUUUCUUGAAUAAAUAUAACUGGAAGCCAGGUACUGAAGCAGCUUGCAAGAUAUGGAUUCCAUGCGGAAGUAAAGUGGGAAUAUGGGCUGAUCCACCAAACUGUGUUCUACAUGAUAAAGAUGGUCUCUUUGGUGGUCGGUUGUUUGUUCUUGAGAAAUACUAUGAAAAGGGGUUGCUUGAUUUUUUUCCCAAGAGUUUUGGUGUUAAAUACAGUCCUUCACUUGAUGACUACUGCAAGCUUUGGAAGUCCUGGGAAAGAACAAGAUGUCAAUUGACACAUGCUGAGUGUUGUGCAUUCUGGAAGUGUGUUAUGAAGCACGGCGGCUCAAAAAUAGCAAAAGCUCUGCUUGAUGACUUGGCAAAGCUGCCUGUUGUUUCAUGCUCCGGUGAAAUCUUCUUGUUCGACAAGCGUGACGUUUUUAUAGCAGAUGACCUUCAACUGAAGGAGCUUUUUGAGAAGUUUUCAACCCAACCAAUAUUUGUCUGGUAUCCUCAGCCAAGCGUGGCUUCUUUACCCCGCAGCUCUUUGUUUGAAAUGUACAGAAGAACUGGGAUCCGGACAAUUUCUGAAUCUGUACAGAUGAAAGAACUCUCCUUAGAAAAUGGCAUGGAACUAAAGCAGGUGAAUCCGAGUCGUAUUUUGAUUGGCAAAGAACUGGUUAGACUCAUUCUUGGCUUCCUAGCAAAGCCUUCUUUCAAUAUGGAAGCAAUAAAGAGGCAUGAAGCUGUGAAGUGCCUUCUUAAUCUCACUGUCUUGGAGACCGAGGAGCCAAUAAACGUAAGCUACAGUUUAUCACUCUCCUCUGGUGUACCCGUGAAUGCAAGAGCUAGCCAAAUGGCACGGUGGGACAGAGAAAGUUGUAAAUUUUUCACACGGACGAUUGACUAUGCUGGUGGACAGAAAAAUCUCAUUGAAUAUGCAACAUAUUUCUCAGAGGCAAUAGCUGAGGGAGUUUUAUGGGAGCAUGAAGAUCACGUAUUUGCAUUGGCCGAGCUGAUUAAGUUGGCUUUCCUGCUAACUUUUGAUGAAGAAGCAAUUAAAUUUCUUAUGAAAUCCAGGAAUUUGCAAAUUUUCAUGGAGGACGAGGUAUUCUUGUCUGCUGCCUUCCCCUCUGUCUAGGCUAUUAUGGACCCUUAUAUUUCAGCUACUCUCUGUCUUUUUCUUUAUUUUAGCACCAGCCUCUCUGCAUGACUAAAAUAUUACUAUGUUUGUGUAUCUGUCAUGUGAGAUGGUGAAUGCUUGUUUUUCAUUUGCUUUGCAGUGGUUUGAUGUAAUAACUAGUGUGUAUUGUAAUGUGUAAGAAUGGACCAUUUGAAAUAUUUCUCUGAAA